AGCCUUCUAAAAAAUCAUCCAUUAUUCUUCUUCUUCUUCUUUUUCUUUUUCUUCUUCACUUUUUUCCCAUCUAUAAAUAUAUAAAUCCCUCCGUUUAAAACAGACCGAGACCGUUAUCUCUUAUUUUCUUUCCUUAAAUUCUCAUUAAAUUUAAAACCAAAAAAAAACAAAAAAAUAAAAAUGGCAUACACUACUAAAUGCUGUUCUUCCCUAGGUUGCUGGGAUCUUCAUAACAACCUUGGAUUUCUCAACGCAGACAUACUAUCAUCUUCUUAUGAUGAUAUGGAGAACAACAACAACAACAACAACAACAACAACAACAAUGCAGCAUCAUCAUUGAUGUUACAAGCUUCAGAUUAUGAUAAUUACUCCUCAUCAUUCUCUAAUGAUCUCCUAUCCACGGGCUACCUUGAAGAUGCUUUGUUCGAGUUUAGUGUUCGCUUUAAACGAAGGCGGGUUAUGGUUUCUAAUUCUAAUUCUAAUUCUAAUUCUAAUAAUAAUACUAAUGAUUUUGGUGUUAAUAAUUAUGAUAAUGAUCACCAGUUUGCAACUCAUCAUCACUUUGAUGAUCUUAGUUGUUGGAGUAACUUGUUUGCUAACUACGACAUGCAAUCAGAAGAUCAAGAAUUAAGCCAUGCAACUUUGCUUAAUCAUCAUGGUCACAUGCAUUGCUCUUUAGGGGAAAUAACGGAGAAACCAAUAAUGAAGGAAAUGUACUCGGAAGUAGUUAAAAUUGAAGAAACAAACACAUUACUACUAGAGGAAGCAAUUGCAAGACGAACCCCAAAGCUUAUGGACUCGUCUUCUUACUCCAAACACAACAAUUCUUUCAACUCAAAGUCUACAAGCUUUGCUUACAACAGUGACACCAAUUCCACAGAUUCCUCUUCUAUUUCUGUUGUUACAACAGAUGAGGAAGAAAAGAGGAAAAACAACAACAACAACAACAACAACAACAAUAAAACAACAACAACAACAACAACAACAAGAAAGAUGGUAUACCCAUUUGGGCUAGUGAAGCCAGGGGGAAAAGAAGGGGAUAUAACACUGAAAGACAUAAACAGAAGGAUAUUAAUGCCUCCAACUAGACCCCUUAAACAUCCGGUGGGGGACUUUGCUUGCCGCCCUGCCGUGUCGCCUAACGGUCCCGGCUUAUCCGGUAAGGCUGUGGUUGCCUUAACAAAAAUUCAAACCCAAGGUAGAGGCACCAUCACCAUUAUUAGAACCAAAGGUUGACAAGCCUAAUAUAUGAGUCCGCCCGUCACAAAAAAAAAAUUGUGGAUAUAUGUAUCAUAUAUUAAAUUAUAGUUUAUUCCGACCCAUUUGUUUCACUUAAA
Messenger RNA from Spinacia oleracea (spinach), 1337 nucleotides. RefSeq lists its product as uncharacterized. The transcript has 5 exons. Lineage: Eukaryota; Viridiplantae; Streptophyta; Magnoliopsida; Caryophyllales; Amaranthaceae. Gene Ontology annotation, biological process: male meiotic nuclear division; female meiotic nuclear division. The coding region runs from base 181 to 1236 and encodes 351 amino acids. The record is from RefSeq and is a predicted model, not a curated record.